CUGCAGUGGGAGACGGAAGCAAAUUCCGGCACGCCUCCGCUCCAAGCGGGCUCAGACCCGAACCCGGCAAGCGCGGCGUCGUCGUCGUGUAUAAAACGGCGGCCACGCCGAUCAUUCUUCGUUCCACCUCGCCUCGCAUCCACCGUGAGCGGAGCGCCAACUCGCUAGCAAAUCAGAAGAGGAGGUUAGAGUUUCGUCGUGAGCGAGCGAGAGUCAUGGAGGCGGACAAGAGCGGGGAGGGGGAGAAGGCCGGCGGCAAGACGAUCUCCUUCAGGUGCUCGGACGGACAGGCCUUCCACAUGCCGGUGGCCGCGGCGAUGCUAAGCACGGCCAUCCGCAAAAUGUUCGACAAGUACCCCAGCAUCGACCACGGCGGCGUGAUCGAGCUCCCCCACCAAAUCUCCUCCGGUAUCUUCCCCAAGGUCAAGGAAUACUGCACCAAGCACGCCAAGGUCGACGACAAGGGCAACCCCACCGUCUCCACCAACACCGGCGCGGCGGCGGCGGCGUCAAGCAGCAGCACCGACGACGAGGAGGAGGACCUCAAGAACUGGGACAAGGAGUUUGUCAACAUGGAGGUGAAGCCCCUCCACGACCUCCUCCUCGUCGCCCACCUACUCGACAUCAAAGGCCUCUUCCACAUCACCUGCCGCAAGGUCGCCGACAUGCUCAAGGGCAAGACCUCCGAGGAGAUGCGCCAGAUCCUCAACAUCCGCAACGACUUCACCGAGGAAGAAGACAAGGCAAUCAAGGAGCAGAACCCCUGGGUCUUCCCGGAUCCGGAGUAGAAGCUAGCGUCCCCUCCCUCCCCGAUCGAGCAUCUGCUCUGCUCAUCAUCGCUUAACCCGUCGCGUGUGGUUGCUCCCCGUAGUUAUCUCUGGUAGGUUCGUUCAGAACUUCAGAUCGAAUCGGCGUUCUUGCCUUUUUACCUUUCCUUUGCAUCAUGUCCAACUAGAACAGAAUCUGGUGUGUGUCGAUCGAAAUGUUCAACUGCUUAAUUGUUUGCAUCAACUGAAAUGUUUUGCCCCUGC
Oryza sativa Japonica Group (Japanese rice) is the source of this 1031-nucleotide messenger RNA. Its product is annotated as SKP1-like protein 1. Gene Ontology annotation, cellular component: nucleus; cytoplasm. Gene Ontology annotation, biological process: SCF-dependent proteasomal ubiquitin-dependent protein catabolic process. The record is from RefSeq and is a predicted model, not a curated record. Lineage: Eukaryota; Viridiplantae; Streptophyta; Magnoliopsida; Poales; Poaceae. Gene Ontology annotation, molecular function: cullin family protein binding.